AUGUCCUGGCUGACGGAGAUUCCAUUGUCGAGAGAAGAAAGAGUGGGUCUCCAAGAUAUGUUUCAGUUGUCCGACGACAAUGGCCUGCAGAGGAAUUCCAUGAUGCAUAACUUUCGCUUCAUUUGCGAUCUCAGUGGGGAGUGGCACACAACUGAUGGAUUGACCCAGGUCCGAGCACAAGCUCCAAAAAGCAGCCCCGCCAAACCAGGCAAACAGGAAAUGGCAUGGAACAUACCCAGCAAAGUGUACACGUUUAUGAUGCUCAAGCAGCUGGUCAUGGAGAUGAGUUUCGUGGAGCAGCCGGAGAACAUUUUCAGGGAGCAGGAGUUGGCGAUUGAUAAGGAUUACCGCGAGGUACCGGACGUGGAGGCCCUGCAUAUGACGCCCAGAGAGCGCCUGAAUCGCCGGCUCAAGUCGUUCUAUGAUCAUCUGGAAGAAAUGUUCGUCGGCGACGAUCUCAACAUGGCCAACAUGGCCGUCGACGUGGUGUUCAACGGAAUCUCCCGCUUGGCCGAGCGCCGAAAUGAGUUGAUAACCAGCUGGCAAGCCAAAUAA
This is a messenger RNA of Drosophila erecta, 555 nucleotides long. RefSeq lists its product as uncharacterized. The transcript has a single exon. The coding region runs from base 1 to 555 and encodes 184 amino acids. The record is from RefSeq and is a predicted model, not a curated record. Lineage: Eukaryota; Metazoa; Arthropoda; Insecta; Diptera; Drosophilidae.